AAAUUAGGGGAUUGUCAACUGAUUAAAGAAAUAAAAUAAAAAUAAUUUUAAGUUUUUCUUAACUUUACUCCAUUUAACGCUUUAAUUAACAUAUAAAUAUGAGUGAAAUUAAAGAGGAACAAGAAAGCUCUAAGGAGAGCACAAAGUUUGCUGGAUUCCCAACAAUGGAUGAGUUUUCAAAGAACGGAAUGAAAUUGAUCAUGGAAGCAACAAAGACCAUUAAUGCAUUGCCAUCAGGUUCCUCUCGCGAUCUAUAUUCAACACAUUCGUCAUUUUCAAAGGUUAUGAGUUAUCAUAAUAAUGAUAUAAUUAAUGUAAUUCACAAUGUGAUACAGCAUAAAGGAAUUAAAGGAAACAUCACAAAACGAGACAAUGAAGAGAAAUUUGAGAUAUUGCAAGAAUUUAAUGAUGCUAUUCUCGAAACAAUUAAUUAUAAUUUAGAUGAUAUGCAAGGAAUUAGAAAAAUUACACCAACAAUUAAUGUCCAGGAAGUUAAAGUACCACAAACUCCACAAUAUCAGCUAUCAACGACGAUAGUAACAGCUAAGUUUGAUGCAUCACCACAAAGUGCAAAAUUAAUAACAGCUAAGAACAUUUUACGUCCUCAAACAACAUUCAAAACGCUUGUUGACAAUAGCGCAUUAACGCCGUUUAUUCCUCGGAUUAAGGACAAGCCAAAUUCUUUAAGACCAUUAGCAUUAUUGCCUGAAUAUGAUGACGAUGGAACUAUCAUUAAUUAUUUGCAUCCUUAUGAAUUGGAGAUUGAAAAAUUUGAGCCAACAAAUGAAAUGCUGAUGAAAAGAGAACCACAAGUACCGGAAGAUAUAACAAACUUUCCAUAUAAUUAUGUUGAAACAGAAGAGCAACUUAAUGCAAUGGUAGAGGAACUAAGAAGUGCCAAAGAAAUAGCUGUUGAUCUUGAGCAUCAUUCUUAUCGAACUUUCUUAGGCAUUACAUGCUUAAUGCAAAUCUCAUCUAGAACGAAAGACUAUAUUAUUGAUACAAUAGCAUUGCGUGAUGAACUGCAUAUUUUAAAUGAGAUAUUUACACGUUCAUCAAUUAUUAAAAUAUUUCAUGGUUCAGAUUGCGAUAUUGAAUGGCUGCAAAGAGAUUUAGCUCUUUAUGUCGUCAAUAUGUUUGAUACACAUCAAGCUGCAAAACGACUUGGCUUAGCUAGAUUGUCACUAGCAUUUUUAUUAAAACAUUACUGUAAUAUUGAUGCUGAUAAAAGCUUCCAACUUGCUGAUUGGAGGAUGAGACCUUUACCUGAGAAUCUAUUGAAAUAUGCACAACAAGAUACGCAUUAUUUGCUUUAUAUUUUCGAUAAAAUUGUUAAUGAUUUACUGAGUGCUUCAAAUGAACAAUCAACUCUCGUCAAAGGUGUUUAUCAUGAUAGUAAAAUUUUGUGUAUGAAACGCUACUUAAAGCCGAUAAUUCAUGAAAAUUCAUACAAGGACAUGUUCCUUAAAUCUAAAAGAUCAUUCAAUAAUCAACAAAUUUAUGCAUUACGAGAGAUAUUUUUAUGGCGCGAUAAGAUUGCACGAGAAGAAGAUGAAUCUUGUGGAUAUAUUUUGCCAAAUCACAUGCUUCUUCAAAUUGCUGAAUCACUUCCGCGUGAAAUGCAAGGAAUAUUGGCAUGCUGUAAUCCAAUUCCACCAAUGAUUCGACAAAAUCUUAAUCAUUUACAUCAAAUUAUUCUCAAGGCACGUGAACAGCCGAUUAUUAAGCCAAUCAUUAAUGAUAAAGAUGCUGUACGUCAAACAGUCAACCUGAAUAAUAAGAGAGACUUACUAAAUCAUCCUUUAUAUUCACCACAUGAUCUUAGUCAUCAACAGGAAAUUCGAGAUGAUCUACCGACAUUAAUUGGAAGCAAUAAGUUGAAGGAAUCAUUUAAAGACAUAAUUAUAAAUGAAAUUUCACUUAAUGUCUUUGAUAAGAACCAAAAUGGUUAUGGAAAUAGCCAAAAAGAGCUGGAAAUCAAGUUUAUUUCUCCAUAUCAUCGAUACAAAUUAAUGAUUCCAUUUAUGGAAGCACAAAGAAAGAAGGAACAAGCUGAAGCUGAGGAAAAUCGAAAGAAAAUGUUGGAAGAAAAGAAGAAACAACUUCCAGAACUUGAGAUUGUUAAAAUUGGAAAUGAUGAAGAUGUUGAGGAAGUGCCGUUAAGAGUAGUUAAAAGGAAAUCUGAUGGAACUACACAACAGCAGCCUCAAUAUCAAAAUAAGCGUUGGAGAAAGGAAGCCAACAGGGAGCCUGAAUUGCCUAAUAAUUAUGCAAAUGAAAUGGAUAUAGAAUCAAAAUUACAGGAAGUAGCAACAGUCGUUGAAAACAUGAAGAAUAAGAAUAAAAAGUUCAAUAAGAAAGGAAAGGCUCAAAAAGCAUCAGAUUUUCGACAGAGUUCAAACAAGCCAGUUCCAUUUGAUUAUUCAUCAGUGAGCUAUGACAGAUUCCAAGGUGGAUCUAGCAAUGGAAAUAGCAAUCAAAAGGACCAGAAAAAUAAUCAAAAAUUCAAAGGUGGCAAAAAAGGUAAAGGAAAUAAUAUUGAUAAAAUGUUCAACUUUUCUAAUUUUCGACUCAAUAAGAAAUAGUUUGUCAUGCUGUAAAUGUAUAUUUUCUUUCUUGUGAAUAAGAACUAUUAAUUUUUUUAAUAAACUGAAUUUUAUUAGAAUUUAUGAAUGAAAUAAGAGAUUGAAGUUUCAAGCCCCGCGC
Chironomus riparius is the source of this 2706-nucleotide messenger RNA. Lineage: Eukaryota; Metazoa; Arthropoda; Insecta; Diptera; Chironomidae. The record is from the annotation of a GenBank genome assembly.